GAAGUUCCAGGCUUUUCCAACUCGUCGCUCUUGCAGCCUCAACAAAGCUCUGCACCUGGGUAGUUCCCAAAAUAAACCCUUAAGAUUCAACGGUUGCUCCUCAAUGGAUCAACAAUGGCGUUCCAGACCUAUCCAAGGUACUGUUUGCCCUGUCUGCUCAACCCCUCACUUACCUUUUUGUCCUCCGCCCCUCCCAUAUUAUACACCUUCUAGAUUUCCAUUCGAAGGCGAUCCCUCCUUUCAAAGACCAGCCUAUCCAGGACCUCCCGGAAUGCAUGGGUCCUAUGUUGCGAACCGUAAUGAUGGCUUCGCUGAUCCCAGUUUCUGGCAUGGAAACCCUAAUUGGGAUAAACCUUUACCUGGGCAACCGCCCUUCCAGUACCCUAGGGACAGUUUUAGGCCCCCACUAUAUGAACAUGGCCGUCCUAACGAUUAUGUCGAUGAGGGUGAUCGAACUUUCAAGAGGCCGAGGGUAGGAGAUGAUAGUUCCGGUUCUGCCAUUUUCUUAAAUGACUUCGAUAAAAACCCUGCGAGAAACUUGUCGGAGGAUGAGCGAAGAUUGAAGUUAAUUCGUGAUCAUGGGCUUGCUCUUACUAAACCUCCUGAAGAGCAGAAUCUUGGCGGACCUGGGAGACUUAACCAGAACGGGUUUCAUUCGGACGUAAACCAAGGUGUAUUUCGCAGGGAUGAGAAAGAUGUGGUUCGACAUCCUCAGAAUGGUGAAUUUUUGCCGUUCCAGCAUGGUCAACUCAGAACUUCUCAGCAGCAUAUGUCUUGGCAUCAGGCUAAUGACGCUGGGGUAGCACAUGGAUCUGGUUACUCUCUUAGGGACGGUUGGCAGGGAAGUGCGGCACCUUACCCUGAGCAGACUGCUAAUGGUGAUCCGAACAAACUGCUACCACUAUCUUAUGGAACACCGAAACAUGUUCAAGUCAGACAUGAUUUUCAUUCCUCUGCUCCGUCAAGCAAUGUAACCUUGCCUCACGAGUUUAACUUUCCACCUCAGGAGGGAAAUCAAACACAAGUUGGACGACAAGAUAUAUGCGGACUGUCUCAACGUAGUACAUCUAAUUUGAAUGGAAGAAACUUAUACGGUCCCUAUUCUUACGCUCCUGGGAGCAGCAAUUUUUCUGAGAAUAGGAGUCCAAUGGAGGCUUCAAGGAUCUUUCAUGGUCAGCCUCCUCUUCCUUCUUCUCCACCACCUCCUCUUCCGUUAGAACCACCAAUGAACCAACCCAAGGUGCCUGCUUCUCUUUUUCCUGUUUCUGUCAAUUCCUCGGCUGUGGCUUCUUCACCAUAUCCCAAAAUUUCUGAAGCUCACUCUUUGCCUCAACCCAAGUUUCCCAAUCAAUCUCUUCCACAAUCUUCUGCUGGGUUUCCCUUUGAGGAACCUUCUAAAUUGGGAGAUGCCAAAUCCUUUUCGUUAAAGCAAUUAUCUGAUGAUAAACCCAAGUGCAUCAAUGCGUCCCACUUAUUUAAGCACCCACAUCGAACUACUCGGCCUGAUCACAUUGUGAUAAUUCUUCGAGGUCUUCCUGGUAGCGGGAAAAGUUACUUGGCAAAGAUGUUGCGUGAUCUAGAGGUUGAAAAUGGUGGUGAUGCUCCACGAAUUCACUCUAUGGAUGAUUAUUUUAUGACUGAAGUUGAAAAGGGUGAUGAUAAUGAUGCUUCAAAAUCUUCAAGUUCAGGCAGAGGCAAGAAGCCUGUGAUGAAGAAGGUCAUGGAGUAUUGUUAUGAACCUGAAAUGGAGGAGGCUUACCGGUCAAGCAUGUUAAAGGCAUUCAAGAAGAAUGUUGAGGAGGGAGCUUUCACCUUUAUAAUCGUGGAUGACCGCAAUCUGCGGGUAGCUGAUUUUGCUCAAUUUUGGGCAACUGCAAAGAGAUCGGGUUAUGAAGUCUACAUUUUAGAAGCUAAUUACAAGGACCCUGCGGGUUGUGCGGCCAGAAAUGUGCAUGGAUUUACACAAGAGGACAUAGAAAAGAUGGCUGGGCAAUGGGAAGAAGCUCCAUCCUUGUACUUGCAGCUUGAUGUGAAGUCGUUAUUCCAUGGCGAUGAUUUAAGGGAAAGCAGAAUUCUGGAGGUAGAUAUGGAUAUGGAAGAUGAUAUUAGUGACGCCUUACCUGUGGUGCAAGCAAGAGAGGAUGAGAAAACUGUUGACUCUUCCGUCAGAGAUGAUACUAGUGAUGGUUCCUUACUUGAAGGGCAGAGAUUGGAUGCUGAAGAAGAACAUCCGACAGAGGUCAGGGAAUUAGGCAAGAGCAAAUGGUCAGAAGAGUUUGACGAAGAUGAGAAUGAUCGAACUGAAGUGGGGAAGGGUAACGCUAGUGCUCUUUCUGGGUUAAUUCAUGCAUAUGGCAAGGAAGGAAAAUCUGUACAUUGGGCUGAUGAGAUUGGCAAUAGAGGGUUUUCAAUAAGCGCUACAAAGAAGGCUAAUGUUUCAUCUUUAGUGAUUGGACCGGGUGCUGGGUACAAUCUGAAAUCAAAUCCAUUAACUGAAGGGGAGAGUCCAACAACCCAUAACAGUGCAGAGCCAAAGAAGUAUAGCAUAUUCCAAGAAAGAAUCCGGGCUGAGCGUGAAUCCUUUAAAGCAGUAUUUGACAGGAGACGGCAACGGAUCAGUGGACUUGAUGUUGAUGAGGACUGAUGGAGAAUUCCGGGAUGCUUAAUGUUACUGUUCUCACAUGAUGGAUGUUGCAUUAUUAUUGCUUCUUGCAUUCAAUUGAUCAAUGUGAAAACAAGAAGUUGAAUUACUGGCUUGUGGGGAAAGAGAAAAUAUAGUCUCAGCCUCGGCUUCUGAUUAAACUUCCUUUCAUACAAAUACUGGUAGAGCACUUAGGGAUCAAGUUUGCAAAGAAGGACCAGAAGGGAAAUUGGAGUCAUCUUUGGAUGUUUUUCAAUGGCUAUGUGCUGGGUGACAUGCGCCUACUAUUGUCAUAUUUUAGAGAAAUUCGGUUCCUGAAGAUCACGUAGGGGUUUGCAUUUUCUGGGCAUCCUUCACGUCUGCUAUAUUCUCACGUCUGAUAUCCGCUUCUCGGUGAAGAUGGGAGUGGGAGGUGGGUUCUGUAUUCUGAUGCUUCUAAGCAGAGUUUGCUGUUCUCGAAAUAUGACUUUAUAAUUGUAGUGCUGCGAAGUGGCUAUUUUGAUUGGCCCUUCUUAAAGGCAAAACUUUGAUCACUCUUUGCUUGUGGCCUUCUGAUAUUAGCAAAGCGGAAUAGCAGUCAAGGACCAGAGGCUGGUUUUUGUGAAGAACAAUUGAACGAAGGGAGUUUUUUGACGUGAUGUUUUAAUAUGAUUAGGAUCUGACUCGACAGCCUUCUGAAGUUCCAGCUUCUUUAGGGAUACGGUGGCACGUGCUGUGUGCUAUUUGUUAUAUGUUAGCCAUUCACUGUACCUCAGCUUACACCAUAGAGAAGCACUAGUCUGGUGACCAUAGUGGAUAUCUUUCCCCCUCCCCGUCCCCCAAGCUUCUCCUUACAAUUUUAUCGGAUGUCCCUGAAGGACCUCCAAUAGCUCUGUCAAAGCUGCUAAUCAUGACAAAAGCAUAAUUAUCAGUUUGACACCAGCAGUCGAGCAGAAACGCAAUUGAUUUGUAUACUUCGUGACGCGCUCAGUUUUCUCUUGAUUAUGAUGGUGUAUGAUCCACAUACGAAGUCGGCUAAAUUGU
Molecule: messenger RNA, 3664 nt
Organism: Neltuma alba
Lineage: Eukaryota; Viridiplantae; Streptophyta; Magnoliopsida; Fabales; Fabaceae
Exons: 13
Coding region: 104-2644 (846 amino acids)
Biological process (GO): regulation of telomere maintenance
Cellular component (GO): nucleus
Source: RefSeq, a predicted model, not a curated record